Molecule: messenger RNA, 6182 nt
Organism: Chironomus riparius
Lineage: Eukaryota; Metazoa; Arthropoda; Insecta; Diptera; Chironomidae
Source: the annotation of a GenBank genome assembly
CUUUAUUUAACAUCGCACAAUAUCGUUCGUCGAUGUAUAUUUUUUUUCUCAAUAAAUUAUUUUGAAAAGCAUGUUCUGCUUGAUGAAUUUCAAUUGAACAACACAAAAAAGAGAAUUUCUCUAGGGUUGAAAACCUGCAUUUUUUUAUAGUGAUGAGUGAUGUGAGAAUGAGAGCUUGUUAAUAAAGAACAAACCGGCAAGAUAAAUAGACAUAAAAUGAAAUGAUUAAAUGACAUUACACAGACUAGAUAGUGAUAAGUGAUUUAAAUAAUUAUAAUUUUAUUUGUGAAUGAAAUAUAGACAUUUUUUGUAUUAGUGGUUGAAUUACUUGAAUUGCUGAUAACACAAAUAUUAUUUUCAUUUUGUGGGUGACAAGAUAACAAGCAUAAAGACAAGAUAGAGAUUAUUACAUAAAAGAAAUUCCAAUAGUGAAGAUAACAGACAAGAGAAAAUUAAAUUAAAUUAAAAUUAAUAAGAAAACAAAGAAAGCAUAGAAAAUUGUGUUUAAGCUAAGUGAAAGUGAGGAGCAAAUUUUGAUUCAUCUCAAGUGGUGUGGAACGAAAUGGCUGCUCUGGGUAUUGAGCAAGCGAAAGUACGGCAACAACUGAGCCACCGAUGACCUCUCCUUCGUCUUCAAAUUCAAACGGCUUAGAGCCUCAACUACCUCCUUUAUUACCACCAUUACGUUCGACUCAACACAUUUUACAAACUUUAGCCGUGUUUCCAGUCGUGUCGGGAUUAAAAGAGGAAUCAACGUAUGAUUAUGUUUUCGGAGGGCCAAUACCUCAUCGGUCGGCUGUAUCACAUUCAACACUUAAGCUGACGUCACCUCCGGUUAGGUUGCGUCCUGAUAGUAGACUUUAUACGCAACAAAGGUUUGGUGGAAGUUUAGACGAUGGGAGAACAUCAUCAUCACCACAUUCGCAUAUUCAUUACCAAACACCGCGACGUUCGCCAGGAAAUUCAUUGAAAAGUCGACGAAGCAUAAAUAGCAGAGGUUCUCGGUCGUCAUUGAAAAGUAAUCUAGAUGAUGAGGAAAAUACAUUACGACAGUUACUUAACGAUUUGCAAAAACAAGUGAGUGUAAUGAGCAUGAAUUUAAACUGUAAACUGGAUAAUUUGCAACGAGGUGAUCAAUACAUGGAGACAUCAGUGGCAUUGUGCGAAAUUCGCACACAGCUCCAAGAGCUGACAAAGUCAGUUGAGAGCUGCCAAAGUGAAGUGUCUGAGGUUAAAAGAGAUAUGGUUGCGAUAAAACAUGAAUUGGAUACAGUUCAACAAGUUAAAGAAGAAAUUGAGGAGCUUCGUGAAUAUGUUGACCGCUUGGAAGAGCAUACACAAAGAAGAAAGCUUCGUUUAUUGGAACAAGGUUUAACCUUCUUCCUUACGUAUUCGAUAUUUGCUGCCGUGCUGGGCAUGUUACAAUUCGGUUACAACACCGGAGUUAUAAAUGCACCUGAAAUAAAUAUAGAAAAUUUUAUGAAAGAUGUUUAUAAAGAUCGCUAUGGUGAAGAUAUAAGCGAGGAAUUUAUUCAACAAUUGUAUUCAGUGGCUGUGUCGAUAUUUGCAAUUGGUGGUAUGCUUGGCGGUUUUAGUGGUGGAUGGAUGGCAAAUCGUUUUGGACGGAAGGGAGGCCUGUUAUUGAAUAAUGUUCUCGGUAUAUCUGGUGCAUGUUUAAUGGGUUUCACAAAGUUCCUCAACUCAUAUGAAAUGCUGUUUCUGGGGCGAUUUAUUAUUGGAGUUAAUUGUGGUUUAAAUACAUCAUUAGUUCCAAUGUAUAUAUCGGAAAUUGCGCCAUUAAAUUUGCGAGGUGGUUUAGGUACUGUUAAUCAAUUGGCUGUGACAAUAGGUUUACUUCUCUCACAAGUGCUCGGCAUCGAGCAAAUACUAGGAACAAACGACGGAUGGCCAGUAUUAUUAGGAUUAGCAAUAUGUCCAGCUAUAUUACAAUUACUAUUAUUACCAAUUUGUCCCGAAUCACCGCGAUAUUUAUUGAUUACUAAGCAAUGGGAGGAGGAAGCACGAAAAGCUUUAAGACGACUUCGAGCAUCGAAUCAAGUGGAAGAGGACAUAGAGGAAAUGCGAGCGGAAGAGCGUGCGCAGCAAUCAGAAAGCAGUAUUUCAAUUAUGGAAUUAAUCUGUUCGCCAACCUUAAGAGCACCUCUCGUAAUUGGAAUUGUAAUGCAAUUGAGUCAACAGUUGAGUGGCAUCAAUGCUGUAUUUUAUUAUUCCACUUCACUCUUCAUGAGUUCCGGUCUUACGGAGGAGAGUGCAAAGUUUGCAACAAUAGGAAUUGGAUGCAUUAUGGUUGUUAUGACAUUAGUAUCAAUUCCAUUAAUGGAUAAGACAGGACGUCGUACCUUACAUCUCUAUGGACUUGGCGGAAUGUUUAUAUUCUCGAUAUUCAUAACAAUCUCGUUCCUUAUAAAGGAGUUUUUUGGUUAUGUGCAGGAAAUGAUCGAUUGGAUGUCCUACUUAUCGGUGGUAUCAACGCUCGCAUUUGUUGUCUUCUUUGCUGUUGGACCUGGAUCGAUUCCAUGGAUGAUCACUGCCGAACUGUUCUCCCAAGGUCCUCGACCAACUGCUAUGGCUAUAGCAGUUUUAGUCAAUUGGUUGGCAAAUUUUGUGGUCGGAAUUGGUUUUCCAAGCUUGAAGUCUGCAUUGGAAAACUACACAUUUUUGCCAUUUAGUGUAUUCUUAGCAAUAUUCUGGAUAUUUACAUAUAAAAAAGUUCCCGAGACAAAGAACAAAACGUUUGAGGAGAUUUUAGCACUUUUCAGACAUGGAAAUGGAAGAUCUCUUCGUGAUAGUAGACUUUACGGGAGUAUGCUAAACUGCGUGAAUAAUUUGAAUUUGGAACCGCAAAGCAUGAAUUCCGGCAUCGAACGGGCUGCUUUAAUGGUGUCGGAGGAAAAACAGGACUCACCUGCUUCCGAGCGUUGUUUAGAAAACGCAAAAAUUACGCAGACACGAACUGCUAUUUAUGUGCCGCAUCACCAUCAUCCGCAAGCAACUGUGUACCAGCCGAACAUAGAGCCCUGACUUCUGAAGAACGGUCCAGUGUUCCCUAGCAGCUAUGUACAAAUUGUAGAUAAUAAUGACGAUAAGGUGGUGGAAGAUAAUCAGGUGCCACCACUAGCACUUAAUCAGCAACAUUUGCAACAACAACAACAACAUGAAGAACAGCAACAGACAGAGACAGUGUGUAUGGAUCAAGCAUCAUGCCCUUAUGCAAUAAUAAGGCCUUCUUCCUCGUUGGAGAAGCAUCAUCGGAAUGGUAGCUUUAGUUUAAAGACGACUGGGAGUCAAUCGACACUGAAUACAAUAUGUAGUUAUCACAGCAGCCACAAAAGUCAACCGAAUGCAUUUUAUAAUCGACUUUAUAAUUCUGAUCCAAAUACAAAUACAAUUGGAACGCACUCGUCGCACAUUACAGAUGAUACUGAAUAUUUGUCUAACUAUGCUCACAUUAAGCAUAGCCAUAGACAUCCACAUUAUCAUUUACGUAGGCAAUCACAGCCAGAUGAGCCGAGACUAAUGUCACGAAAUUCAAGCGUUAAAAGUUUCACCUCACAAUGCUACAUAAAUCCAGAAUAUUUUUAUGAGAUACGUCCAUCACGUUCGUGUGAUGACAGUAAGGCAUCGUUAAUAUCACGAAAGCCGUCACAAAAUCAAAUAAUGCUCUUAAAUUCUGAACUUCACUUGCUCGAAGGUCUACGUGAUCGGUCACUUUCAUUUUCAAAAAUUAAUUACAUCGAUAAACACUAUUUACUUGGCAAUGAUGAUGAUGAUGAUGAUGAUGAUGAUAAUGUAGACGUACCGAUACGGGAAUUAGAUCAAGCAACAUCAUCAACAUCUUCCGAGUGUUCUGAUGCGAGUGAAUUUCAUGAGAAUAAAACAUCAACGCUUGAUAGAACGAAAGCCGCUUAUGAUAAAAGACCACAACCACCACCAAUGUAUAGUGAAACAGACUCUUAUUCAACAGUAAACGAUGAAAUUACUCAAUUAGUCAGUAAGCAUCUUUCGAAUUCUAUUAAGCAACUCGUUGCACUAAGAUUUACGAAUGUAGAGAGCAAUUAUACAAUGCCAUUAAGACGUCGUCAUAGUUGUGAUAGUUCAGAACUUUCCGAUAUUGAUAUACCAGACUUGUUUAAUUCUCCAUCGCGUAUAAAAUGGAACUUUUUAACUGGAUUACCUGAUCGUAGUCGAAGUCAAAGUCAAAUAUGUAGUAGCGAUUAUAAGACUGAUGAGGAUGACGACGAGGAUGAGGACGAAGAGAAUUUCGAGAAUAAAAUAGCCGAGUUACUUAAACAUCAUCGAUCAGCAUCAUUAGAUGCAAGAUAUCGUGGACAUAGAGAGACACAAAUUGUACCGCUAUGGCGUACAAAUAGUUUUGGGGAUAGAGUACGAGCUGAUAGUAAUUCGACAAUUGUUUUACAUCAUCAUGAUAAUGAAUUGUUGGAGGAUUGUUGUGAGGCACAUUAUAGAUAUCAUCAUGAACAUGAUAUUGAGGGUGGCAGUAGUAAUAAUGGAGUUGAGAAUAAUGAAAAUAAAAAAUAUAAUGAGCACCCAAGCACAGAGGAUGAUACGAGAGUUUUUGAAUUUGAAUUGUGUACGAAAGAAAAUUGUGAAUAUUUAUCGAAAAGUCAACUGACGAGUUUGCCAACUGAGCAACAAAAGAAUCUCUUAAAUAAUGAAAUUCCCAGUAGUCUACCGAGCAGCAUUAAAAAUAUUAAUCUAAAGCAUAAUAAAUUUAAAUUGAAAAAGACGAAGAAAUCGAAAAAGUCGACAGCCCAACAAAAUGGUAAGGGUAAGGAGAAUCAGGAUAAGAGAGAUGAGCAUUUCAUGAUGUGGAGUAAAAUUAAUUUAAAUCAUUUGAUGAAAAAGGAUAGUUGCAAUAUUAAUAGCGUUAAUCUUAAGCCUCAUUCAAGCUCAUCUUCAUCAAACUCAAUCAAUCAUAUUGGAAAUCAUCACAAUCUCAAUAAGAGACAUGCUAAAUCGAGUGCUGAUAAGCUAUUUAAUGCAUCACUCACACAGCACGAACACGAACAGGCACAGCCACAAACAACGACACAAGAACAGCAACAACAAAAUCAGCCUCAAACUAGACAGCAUCGCCAUCCACGCAGAUCACUAAAUGUCGCCUCACUAAUACUAGCAUCAUUCAAUUCGACACAAGCUCGCAUUAGGAACGACGGUGGUAUCUAUUUUAGUAAUCCAGACUUAUCCUCUAUUCCUGCAGAUUUACGAAGUAUGAAUUUCUUAAAUAAUAACAGCAGCUGCCAAUUUAUUAAUAACGACUUAAGAAGUAAUGAUAAUGAUAAUGUAAAUAAUCGUAGCCGAUUCGAUUCGAGAUUUAACAAUUUAAAUUCAGCAACAAAUUAUUUGUUAGAUUCUAUUAACAGUAAUAAUAUCGAUAAUUCUAAUAGUUCUGAAAUAAUGCAACAGCAAGAUUUAAGAAGACGCUUAAGGUAUAUUAAUCUUCAUGGUAUGUUAAGGCGCGCUCGUAAAAGGGCCCAGAAAUAUUUGAAUUCAAUAUCAUUCGCUUCACGAAAAUGAUGAAAUUUCGUUCCUGAACUUUUCUCUCUCCACAUCCGUCAUACAAUUGUGAGCAUGUUUUAGCUUAUUUAAUUCUCUUAAGGUAUUAGCAAACGAUAUGCUAAGAAUGUUAGACUCAUUACUCACUGACAAUUUAUUUGUUUAAUUUUCAUGCAAUGUGAAGUUUGGAAAUGAGUUUAUUAAAAUAUUCUCUAAUGUCUCUAUUAAGUAUUGUGCUGUAUGCAGUGUUAGAUACAUGCUGAAUUUCAGUGGGAUUAUUUGAAUAACUUUUAAAACAGAGUUGUCGAACAGGUGCCUUUGGAAAGAUUCAUAGCUUUGUUAUGGUUACUUUUGCCUUUAUCUAGGCAUCUCCUAAAAUCUAAUGCCUGUAUUUCUAGUUAAGCAUCUCUUUUGUCUAGACAUGCCUAGCGAUGUAGCUUCUGUCAUUCUUGGAUUGUCUCACAAAGUUGCGUCCUUUUAUUAAUCUUGGGUUCAAAGGCUAUUGAAUAAAUUGGCAAUCCUAAACUUAUAGUUUCUAGAUGGUUCAGAACCACUUUUUUACCACUAUUCUGAAUACAACCCACAUAAAAAGUUGUGGUCGUCUUUUGUAGUUCAUAUGAUGAGGAAAAGAAAGCUUAAAAAAU